This is a messenger RNA of Phytophthora sojae, 1869 nucleotides long. Its product is annotated as ABCG transporter ABC superfamily. Bases 1 to 1869 code for a protein of 622 amino acids. Lineage: Eukaryota; Oomycota; Peronosporomycetes; Peronosporales; Peronosporaceae. Gene Ontology annotation, cellular component: membrane. The transcript has a single exon. Gene Ontology annotation, molecular function: ATP hydrolysis activity; ABC-type transporter activity; ATP binding. The record is from RefSeq and is a predicted model, not a curated record.
AUGGGGGAGGAAGCUGAAGUUGUGGCGCCUGCCGCCGUCACCGUCCAAGUGGUUCUUCCGACGUUGAAUUCCACAGCGGCUCACAGUCCUACCAAGAGCAACACCAGCUUUGCCGGCAAACCACUUCGUGUGACGAGUAACCCGUGCACAUUGAGCUGGAGUAACAUGUGCUACACUGUCGACACGAAGAAGAAGACCCCAAAGCACCCGGACGGGAAGAAGACCAUCCUCACCAACGUCACGGGUCGAUGUGCACCCGGUGAGCUCACGGCCGUCAUGGGGCCGUCCGGAUCGGGCAAGACGACGCUGCUCGACAUCCUCGCGGACCGCAUCAGCUCGGGCACACUUCAAGGCGACAUCGCUCUCAACGGCGAGACUCGAAACCUCAAGACGUUCCGAGCCGUGUCGAGCUACGUGGCUCAAGAAGACUCGCUACUGGGGUCUUUUACCGUGUUGGAGACGCUGGAGAUGGCGGCCAAGCUCAGUCUACCGAACUCUGUCACCCACCGCGAGGUUGUCGAGCGAGUGCAGACUGUGAUCGACGAGAUGGGGCUGCGAGUCUGCGAGCACACAUUGGUCGGGGACAUCUUCCGUAAGGGCAUCUCGGGAGGCCAGAAGAGAAGACUGAGUAUCGCCAUUGAGCUGCUGUCCGAGCCGUCGAUCUUGUUGCUAGACGAACCAACGUCGGGUCUGGACUCAGCGUCGACCUACAACGUCAUGAAGUUCGUGGCGAGACUGUGUAAGGAGAACAUGACGGUCAUCUGCACCAUCCACCAGCCUUCGUCGCUGGUCUACGACAUGUUCACGAACGUCGUGAUCCUCACUGCCGGUCAGACGGUCUACUUCGGUCCUCGCGUUGAUAUGUUGCACCAUUUUGCGUCGUUGGGGUACGUCUGUCCCGAGCACGAGGACCCAGCGGAGCACUUCAUCAGCAUCGCCAAUACGGACUUCGAAGGUCACGGCGAUAUCCCCCUUCUAGUAUCUGGAUACGCUGCCAGCUCAGUAGCUACGCGCAUCCAAGACGCCAUUCAAGCGGACGCAGCGGGCUCGCACACUAUGAAAGCCAUCGAGCGCGUGCCGAACUCCCCACUGCGCCAAUUACUUGUACUGCUGCAGCGCAACACGCUCGACAACAUCCGCAACCCGGGCAUCUUCUGGGUUCGACUGGUGAUGUACACGGUGCUGUCGUUCAUGAUGGGGACCAUGUUCCUCUCGACCAACGAUCGCAUCGAGCCUCGGGACGUCGUGUACCUCUUGACGUACGCCAACUGCUUCCUGGUCUUCAUGUCCAUCGCCGUGCUGCCCUUCUUCAUCGAGCAGCGCGCCGUCUUCCUCCGCGAACGCACCAACAGCAACCUCAACGUCUUCAGCUACGUCGUCGCCAACUUUUUGGGUGCGUUACCUGGCAUCUUCCUCAUCGCGCUGAGCUCGACGCUGCUCGUGGGGUACCUGGCGGGCCUGAACUCGUACGGCAUGUUCCUGCUGAUCGUCUUCCUGUCGCUCGUAGUGGCCGAGAGCUUGAUGCACCUCGUAGCCGCGUGUGUGUCGCACUUUAUCAUCGGCAUGGCGAUUGGCGCCGCUCUCUUCGGCUGGUACAUCCUGUGCAUGGGGCUUUUCGUGCCGCGUCCAGCGAUCCCGGACUACUGGAUCUGGGGCCAUUAUCUCGGCUUCCUGUCCUACGGCUUCGAGGCGCUGUUGUACAACCAGUUCCAGCACGACACGUCGGCCGAAGCGCAGCGGUUGCUGACCAAGUUCGGCAUGGAGGACGCGGGUCUCGGACGUGACCUCGCGAUCGUGGCGGCUAAUGCGGUAGCCUUCGAGAUUCUCUUCACCUGCGUGCUGUACAAGUUCCACACGGGGAGGCGGUGA